Messenger RNA from Tarenaya hassleriana, 930 nucleotides. RefSeq names its product VAMP-like protein YKT61. The coding region runs from base 150 to 749 and encodes 199 amino acids. Gene Ontology annotation, molecular function: SNAP receptor activity. The record is from RefSeq and is a predicted model, not a curated record. Gene Ontology annotation, biological process: endoplasmic reticulum to Golgi vesicle-mediated transport. The transcript has 6 exons. Gene Ontology annotation, cellular component: membrane; Golgi apparatus. Lineage: Eukaryota; Viridiplantae; Streptophyta; Magnoliopsida; Brassicales; Cleomaceae.
UCAUAUUAGCCGAAGAUGGAGAAAGGUGCUGAGCGAAAAGAGGAAGUUUAACGUAAGAAAGAAGGUCAGAAUUUGGCUUUCAGAUUUUAUUAUUUUUCACACGAGAGAGACGAUCUUCUUCUUCGUCGUCACGAUUCAACCGGAGAGAGAUGAAGAUCACGGCGUUGCUGGUUCUCAAAUGCGCUCCCGAGACGGCGGAUCCGGUGAUAGUGGCCAACGCCUCCGACGUCUCUCACUUCGGCUAUUUCCAGAGAAGCAGCGUCAAGGAGUUCGUCGUCUUCGUCGGCCGCACCGUCGCCAAACGCACCCCUCCCGGCCAACGCCAUUCCGUCCAGCAUGAAGAGUACAAGGUGCACGCUUACAAUCGAAACGGCCUUUGCGCCUUGGGUUUCAUGGACGAUCAUUAUCCCGUUCGAAGUGCCUUCUCUCUUCUCAAUCAGAUUGUGGAUGAGUACCAGAAGAAUUUUGGUGAGACAUGGAGGUCAGCAAAAGAAGACAGCGCUCAGCCAUGGCCAUAUUUAAAUGAAGCUCUAUCCAAAUUUCAGGACCCAGCAGAAGCUGAUAAGCUGAUGAAAAUCCAGAGGGAAUUGGAUGAGACCAAGAUUAUCCUUCAUAAAACCAUUGACAGCGUGCUGGCCCGAGGUGAGAAGCUGGACAGCCUGGUGGAGAAGAGUUCAGAUUUGAGCAUGGCAUCACAGAUGUUCUACAAGCAGGCGAAGAAAACAAAUUCUUGUUGUACUGUGCUCUGAGGUUGGGUGUUUGGAUCUAUAAACAUGUGCUGGGCGAGACUUCCUCGUUUUACAUCUGUGGUUUCGAUUAUGUUUUGAGAUGUAUAAGACCAAAUGUCUGUGCUCUGAGUUGCAUUUUGUUUUGGUUGAAACUCGAAAGCUUUUUUUUUUUUAAAUUAAUGUAGAGCCGUGUUCGUUUUUA